Molecule: messenger RNA, 1930 nt
Organism: Pomacea canaliculata
Lineage: Eukaryota; Metazoa; Mollusca; Gastropoda; Architaenioglossa; Ampullariidae
Exons: 5
Coding region: 1-690 (229 amino acids)
Source: RefSeq, a predicted model, not a curated record
AUGGGAAGUGUAAACGCAAUAACAACUCACCUGAGGGCAGAGGGCCGUCAGUCUCGCCAUUCACUCACACCAAACAAGAGGAUUCCCGGAGGACUCGCACUUCUCAGCGCGUUUGUAAACAAAACAAAUACUGUUUGUGUGGAAAAGAUUGCAGCACCAAGAUGGGCCGUCGGUGUUUCUGAUGUUGAUGCUGGCGUGGUGGUGGUCCCCACCCACGGUCGGCCAAGCUGUCCUCCGGGGGGAUCUUAUUUCGACGAAUACACCAACAGAAAUGAGUGUUGUGAGGACCUUUGUAAGUAUGCUAAAGAUGAUAUCUCCAAACAGCUGUGUAAGCUCAAGUGUCCAGGUUAUGAUGCUGAAACAAAAUUUCGCGCAGUUGGGAACGGGAUGGUGAAGGAAGCAGGUUCGGAUCCUCAACUAGCACCACCACCACCGCCAAACCCAACACGUCCACCAGAAGAGCAUGAUGGCGACGAUGGUAGCGAGAUGGGUGCAAUCAUUGGCAUUGUGAUUGCUCUCAUUGCUGUUGCUGCUGUUUCUGGUGUCGUAGUGGCUUUGGUCCAUCGUCGACUGAGACGUACGAGAGGUAGCAACGAUGCCUCACCGACCAAGACGACCAAGCCGACCAACUCGCCCAUUUAUACAAAAGUUGCUAAAGUUGACAAUCCUACUAAAGUUGACAAUUCGUAGAUAGUGAGGCCGGAAGUAGGGAGCCGAACACGUGUGUGGAUUUCUUCGUCACUGGAGGAGGUCGUGAUCUUGAAAAAGAACAAAAACAAUGACAGGUGCCGAGGAGUACAGUGUUGUUAUAAAAAAUUGUUUGUUUGGUUCCUGUUCAGGCUUCACUAAUUAAGUCCCUGAGUUGCUUCCAGGAAUGGAGAGCAACUGCCAGAUGCUUGCAGCCUUUUCUGACAAGAUGUGGAUCCUGUGAUUAGAAUGUGAAAAUAACUUUCCAUGAAAAGGUUAUAGUGACAUUUGUAACACAUUAAACGUUUGUAUAUUUAUUAAACCCAUCAGACUUAUUGAUGAUGAGAGACCAAAUCUUUUCUUUCGAUGAAAUUUCAUUGUCCAGCUUUCGUCUGCACAAAUGUUGCUUUGUGACUAACCAAGCCCGUAUCCUCGAGAACUUUUUGUUUCAAAUUUCGCAAGCACCUGAAUAUCUUGUUUCUUUCUUUCGCAUUUUUCGCCAUUAAAAAAAGAAACAAGAAAAAUUCACGGGUGCUCGCUCAAAAAGCCGCUGUACCCUUGAAAUGUACCGUAAAGAUUUGAAAAUUUUUAUUUGCACUUUCAAUAAAAUUUAUAACUAAAAGCAAUGUCACAAAGAAUGACUUGUAGACAAGAGAUGUAAGACUAUAAAAGUAACAAAAUUUCAUCAGGAAAGGACCCCUCUGGUCAGAAAAAGGCUGCAAAUGUAUAAAGCACUUCCAGAAAAUUAAUCAUUAGUGACCAUAGCUAUAGAAAACAAUUCUUGUAAAAGUUUUUGCAGUUUUUGUUGUAGACUUUGUGUUAAACUCAAAAUAUAAUCAUGAACAUUUUGAAGUACAAAUUUCUAAACUAUUUUUUUCAUUCAAAGAGUCUUUCUGGACCAAUCUUGUAGCUUUGUUUAUUUUCAUUGACUAGUAUUGUAUCAUUUAUUUCAUCUUAGAUGUUUUUUUGUAUAUAUGCAUUCAUACUAUCUUCAGGGAUGAUUGAAUUUGUAUAAAAUUUGAUUUGAUUUGUGGUUUUUAUGAGGAAACCGGUUGGUUUCUUACACUUUUUGCAAAUAUUUCUGUACUUUACAUGAAACCUCCUUUCAGGAAAAACAGAGAUUACUGUUUAAUUAAAAAUAAUGUGGGAAAAAGAGAACUACCAAAACGAUUUGAUAAACAAAACAGGGUAUCUUACUUACACUGUGGCUUUAAUAAAGUUGUUGAUAUUUUAAACCAUUUUA